GGGCAGAUUCAGUUCCAUCACAGCGGAAAACCACCACCAGAAGUUCUGCAACAGACGCUUGGGUCGAGGUUCUGCACCAGACUCUUGGGUCGAGGUUCUGCAACAGACGCUUGGGUCGAGGUUCUGCACCAGACUCUUGGGUCGAAGUUCUGCACCAGACGCUUGGGUCGAGGUUCUGCACUAGAACACUUGGGUUCGUUCGGGCCGGAGCUCACUUGCAGCGUGCCGUCAUGCGUCCUCGCUCCGUGCUGUGCGCGCUGGCGCUGCUGGCCUCUUGUUCGGUGGCGGCCGCGCGCAUAGACAGGCGGCUGGCCGUCGGCUGCCCGGAGAGGUGCGACCGGUCCGAGUGCGCGCCGGUGCCCGCCGACUGCGCGGCCGGGGACGCGCCCGACCGCUGCGACUGCUGCCGCGUGUGCGCGUCCGGCGAGGGCGAGCGGUGCGGAGGCGGCGGAGACCGCGAGUGCGCCGAGGGCUUGACGUGCGUGGUGACCGGCGGCGUGGAGGUGUCCGCCACCGUCAGGCGCAGGAGCACGGCGGGCACGUGCGUGUGCGCCAGCCCCGAGCCGGUGUGCGGCAGCGACGGCGUGUCGUACCGGAACAUCUGCGAGCUGAAGCGCGUGAGCGACAGGGCGACGACGCUGCAGCAGCCGCCGGUGAUUUUCAUCCAGAGAGGAGCCUGUGGGAAAGGUCAGCAGAACCCGGACAGCCUCCGGUACAAGUACAACUUCAUUGCUGACGUGGUGGAGAAGAUUGCGCCUGCUGUGGUUCAUAUCGAACUGUUCCGCAAGUCCAUGUUUUCUAAGCGGGAGCUGGCUGUGGCCAGUGGAUCUGGGUUCGUGGUGUCAGAAGACGGGCUCAUUGUGACGAACGCCCAUGUGGUGGCCAACAAGCACCGAGUCAAGGUGGAGCUGAAGAGCGGAGACACGUUUGACGCCAAGAUCAAGGACGUGGACGAGAAGUCCGACAUUGCUCUGAUUCAGAUCGAGGCCCCGACCAAGCUGCCGGUGCUGCUGCUCGGCCGCUCGGCGGACCUGCGGCCCGGCGAGUUCGUGGUGGCCAUCGGCAGCCCCUUCUCCCUGCAGAACACCGUCACCACCGGCAUCGUCAGCACCACCCAGAGGGGCGGCAAGGAGCUGGGCCUGCGCAACUCAGACAUGGACUACAUCCAGACCGACGCCAUCAUCAACUACGGCAACUCAGGAGGACCACUGGUCAAUUUGGAUGGGGAGGUGAUCGGCAUCAACACACUGAAGGUCACAGCAGGAAUCUCCUUCGCCAUCCCCUCAGACAAGAUCAGACAGUUCCUGGCAGAGUCCCACGACAGACGGGCCAAAGGUAAAACGUCCCAGAAGAAGAAGUACAUCGGUGUGAAGAUGAUGAGUCUCACUCCAUUACUGACGAAGGAGCUGAAGGAGAAGCUGUCAGACUUCCCAGAUGUCACGUCCGGGGCGUUCGUCCUCGAGGUCAUCAGGCAGACGCCGGCGGAGGCAGCUGGCCUGAAGGAGAGCGACGUCAUCAUCAGCAUCAACGGCGAACAGAUCACCUCAGCCAAUGACGUGAGCGCCGCCAUAAAGCGGGAGGAGACGCUGCGGACGGUGGUGAGACGCGGCAACGAGGACGUCAUCCUCACCAUCGUCCCCGAGGAGGUCGACCCUUGACCUCACAGCUCACGAACACUUCAAACGAACAGGGCCGAGUGUGAUGAGACUCACUUCUACUACUACUACCUUCACAUGUUUUUACUCUCACCUUCCAGCGUCUGCUCGUUGCCAUGGAAACUGAAACGUCUCAGACUGGAGGCUUCCUCUGCUCCUGAUUUACCCUUCACUCUCUACUAAUCUGUCCCUACAGUGGCUCCUGUAGGUUCACGUAGUUGGGUUAUGUACAUGUAUGUUCUUGAUGGAAUAUUUUUAAUAGGAUUUUUGAUCUACUUUUUAAAAAAGGGAAUAAAAUAAUUUUUCAGAA
Messenger RNA from Betta splendens (Siamese fighting fish), 1965 nucleotides. RefSeq names its product HtrA serine peptidase 1b (gene htra1b). The record is from RefSeq and is a predicted model, not a curated record. NCBI's taxonomy places the organism in Eukaryota, Metazoa, Chordata, Actinopteri, Anabantiformes, Osphronemidae. The transcript has 10 exons. Gene Ontology annotation, cellular component: extracellular region. Gene Ontology annotation, biological process: positive regulation of apoptotic process; programmed cell death; proteolysis. Gene Ontology annotation, molecular function: serine-type endopeptidase activity; protein binding. The coding region runs from base 231 to 1658 and encodes 475 amino acids.